Molecule: messenger RNA, 1002 nt
Organism: Metarhizium acridum CQMa 102
Lineage: Eukaryota; Fungi; Ascomycota; Sordariomycetes; Hypocreales; Clavicipitaceae
Source: RefSeq, a predicted model, not a curated record
AUGCCCGAUACGAAUCCGACUUUGAGGAAGAAACAUGUGAGCCACAACUGGAACUUCUGGAAUCUCCUCCAUACGCACUUUGUCAUCAUAAUAGUGUUUGAGGACAUAAGCAAGGUAGAUUAUGACCUUGCCAUUCACACUGAAGAGAUCCGCCGACUAGACAACGACCAAAGAAGCGGCACAAUGCAACUCAACACACAAAAAAACUCCAUCAAGAUGGAGAGCACUAUCCAGGGCUGGAACAUUGGGGGCCAGAUCAACGGGGGAUUUAGGAGUCCAUACACUGGCAACAUGGCUGGCAUCACCAUCACCGGGGGCUAUUCCCGCUCAACGACUAAAACUACGGAAAAGACAAUUUCAGAAGUGGCUGAUUCCCAAUGUGAAGCCAAAUACUCUUGUUGGACCGAAGCUUGGACUGUCAAGACGCUUACGCCGCUUCUGGACUCUGAUGGCAAGACGCCUUUCCAUCUGGAGUUGGCAUUUAGGCUUCCUAUCCUGCCACUAUGGGAAAAGCCUCAAAUUAUAGGGUACAAGGCUGGAAGGUAUCUACUCAAAUCUGGAGAGCAAGGGUAUACCGAAUACGACCCGGAUCAACAAAUUGCCAAGUACAGGGAUGCUAGCAACCAUUGGCAUUACUACGAAGCCUACCCCAACCUGGAUGACCAAGUUCGUGGCUACAAGCACCCUCACCCCGUGAUCAGGUCAGUCAAGAACAGGUGCUAUGAUCUUGACUCGGCCGAAUGGUACUGCGCAAAUAGGACAGGAGAGGACAAGUUCUAUACCGAAGACGAGGGAUACUAUACCAAGCCGAGCGCCCCUGUGCCUACUUCUGAAGAGAUGGAUAGAGCUGAUAGGCUUCAAUGGCACGUGUCCAAGAGCCAGGAGGCUUGUCAUGACAAGGCGAGAAAGUGUGGAUGGUUCGGCAAGCCUCCAGCAUGUGGAAUCCAUCAUCACCAGGUGGGAGCCCGUCGAUUCCCUCUCGGAAGGGGCUACUUCUUUUAA